AUGAGACCUCACACGCCUUCUCUGUGCUGUAGAGGCAGCCUGAGAGCCAUUGCCCGGCCUCGCUAUGCUUCAACCGCGACCUCACCCUCACCCUCACCCUCACCCUCGAACCCAAGUCCGAUCCCGACUCCGUCACCGAAGUCUUCCCCCGGCUCCAACCCACGUCGCUGGCUGGGCAUUAUAUUCGUGGGAGUAUCAGCCGCAGCCGCAGGUGCAUAUAUCCGGUCUCAGAACUCAGACUCGGCGACCCUAAACCCAGACACGUUCACGAAGUACAGCCUCGUAUCGCGCGAGCCCGUGUCGGCCACGAGCAGCCUCUUCACCCUGCGACCGCGCAAACCCAGCGAAGACAACUAUGAUGUCUACGAGGAGGCAUGGCGGGCCGGAGUAUGGAGUGUGAUGUUCAAGCAGCCCCAGCUACAAAUUGGAAGAGAUUAUACACCGCUACCUACGACUGCUGCGACAUCGUUAAGUGUGGACGAUGAGAAUGAGGGUUGCUUGCGCUUUUUCAUUCGUAAGGAUCCUUUCGGGGAGGUGUCGCGGUACCUGCAUAGCAUUGAUGUAGGUGCUGAUGUGGAAAUGCGUGGUCCUAAGAUUGAAUGCGCUAUACCGAGUGAGACCGAUGAUAUUCUUUUUAUUGCUGGUGGGACUGGGAUUGCGCCGGCUCUACAGGCUGGAUAUUCUCUAUUGUCUCGCACGAACAGUGAGCGUCGACCAAGGAUUCACAUUCUGUGGGCGAAUCGGCUGAAGGAUGAUUGUGCUGGCGGUCAAAGUGAUUCCGCGAAGCCGCAGCCCCGAGGCUGGUUUUCUGGGUGGUUUGGCUCGUCCAAGAGUCUCGAGAGCAAGAAACAGGAUGCUGUGGCUGUAAUGGAAGACAAGCACACUUCUUUGAUUGUACGAGAGCUCGAGGCCCUCAAGUCGCAAUACCCCGGACAGGUUACCGUGGACUACUAUUUGGACGAGGAGAACACGUUCAUUGGAAAGAAGGAUAUCAUGAACUCGAUUCAAUCCACACCAACAGACAGCUCUCGCAAGAGCAAGCUGAUUUUGGUUUCCGGGCCCGAGGGCUUCAUCAGCUAUAUGGCUGGGCCGAAGCUCUGGGCACAGGGACAGGAGCUCCAAGGACCCUUGAAAGGAGUCAUUCGGGAACUCGACCUCAAAGAAUGGGGCGUGUGGAAGCUCUGA
Penicillium canescens is the source of this 1185-nucleotide messenger RNA. Its product is annotated as cytochrome b5 reductase family protein. Lineage: Eukaryota; Fungi; Ascomycota; Eurotiomycetes; Eurotiales; Aspergillaceae. The transcript has a single exon. Gene Ontology annotation, molecular function: oxidoreductase activity. The record is from RefSeq and is a predicted model, not a curated record. The coding region runs from base 1 to 1185 and encodes 394 amino acids.